AAAAGCAACCGCAAUGAGUCAUAAGCAACGGCGAACUCGUACAAAUUUUACCACAGAACAACUAAACAAUCUGGAAAAACUCUUUGAUGAGACUCAUUAUCCCGACGCUUUUAUGAGAGAAGCAUUAAGCCUGCGCCUUGGAUUAAAUGAAGCAAAAGUACAAGAAACUAACGGUAAAAGACAGAAGAUCACAAAAAAGAAAUUCUUGGUGAAAGCAGUUAACAUUUUAGAUAAAUCCGAGAGCAAUUCAAAAUGAGACGAAGCGAGCAUUUGUUGAGAAGAAGGAACUUACUUGGUCAAUUGGAAAACCUCAACAUAACAUCUUUUAUAAAUACUGAAAAUCAACCACGACAUUUAUUGCAUCGGAACUAUCAGCUUUAUAACUGUUCACCGUCUACUUCUCAAUAUUCAUCGCAUUCAGCUGUACCAGUACAAAUAACUAAGAACUACUUCAUGAAGUCGGCCUUUCCAACAUCUAUUCGACAGGCCAGGGUUCCAAAAUUUUACGGAGUAAUUCCGUUUACAAUUUGAUUAUUUGGCUGCCCAACUUCGUAGGAUGCAAACACUUGAGCUUAAAUUUUAAAUAUUUCACUUACACUCUCGUUAUGUCCUAUAUAUGUAUAUAUAAGUGAAAACACGGUUAAUUUUGAUCAAAAGGAUUAGUUUAUUUUAAUCAUAAAGCUGACAAUCAUUAAUAAGUUAAUAAGA
Messenger RNA from Bactrocera tryoni, 708 nucleotides. RefSeq names its product short stature homeobox protein 2-like. Gene Ontology annotation, biological process: regulation of transcription by RNA polymerase II. The transcript is spliced from 2 exons. The record is from RefSeq and is a predicted model, not a curated record. Gene Ontology annotation, cellular component: nucleus. NCBI's taxonomy places the organism in Eukaryota, Metazoa, Arthropoda, Insecta, Diptera, Tephritidae. Gene Ontology annotation, molecular function: sequence-specific double-stranded DNA binding; DNA-binding transcription factor activity, RNA polymerase II-specific. The coding region runs from base 14 to 256 and encodes 80 amino acids.